UUCAGCCACUAUUAUCUUUUGUCAUUUGAAAUCAGCAUACAGCUUCGAAGGGAAAGAGGAAAUGGAGGAGCGGUUGGUGGCCGCCUCAAUCACUGACCUGUUGAAGACACCAAAGCCCACUUUUGCUUUUUACGAGUGCCAUCCCCAGCUAUGCUCCUCACACUCCACUUCGUAAGUGCCCCACUCAUCUCUAACUUUUCCACCUCCUCAUCGCCCCCCGUCAUCUCCGCGCCACCACCGGCGCUUGGCGAGGAAGAAGAGAAGAACAAGUGCAGUGCAGCCAUGGUUCCGAUUCUGGUAGCUGCUGUUCAAGUGUUGGCCGGGCUGGUGGGGGUGUCAGAAGGGCAGGGGCUGGUCCCUGGUGUCAUCAUCUUCGGCGACUCGACCGUCGACGUCGGCAACAACAACCACCUCCUCAGUCUCGUCAAGGCCAACUUCCCCCCCUACGGCAGAGACUUUCCCCACCACUCACCAACCGGAAGGUUUUGCAAUGGCAAGCUUGUCACCGACUUUGUUGUCGAGGUCCUUGGAUUCACGACACACCCACCGGCCUAUCUCAGCAAGGAGGCUACAGGAAACAACCUCUUGAACGGUGCCAACUUCGCAUCUGCGUCUUCUGGAUACUUGGAUGCUACAGCAAGUCUCUAUCAAGCAGUCUCUCUGACACGGCAGCUGCGAUACUUCGGGCAGUACCAGGCGAAGGUGAAGAGCAUCGCGGGGAAGGCGACCGCGACGGCGCUGAUCGCGGAUUCCAUCUACGUGCUGAGCGCCGGAAGCAGCGACUUCCUUCAGAACUACUACAUCAAUCCCUUGCUCCGUGCGAUUUAUAGCCCGGAUCAGUUCUCCGGCUUGCUGCUGCAGUCUUUUACCACCUUUGUUCAGGAGCUGCACGACAUGGGAGCAAGACGGAUCGGGGUCACGUCGCUGCCACCGAUCGGCUGUCUUCCUGCGGCCAUCACGCUGUUCGGCGGCGGCGACGGCGACGCCUGCGUGGCGCGACUCAACGACGAUGCGGUGGCCUUCAACGAGAAACUCGACGCAGCAGCUCGGGCCCUCAAAAGGAACCACGCCGACCUGAAGCUGGUCGUCUUCGACGUCUACGGCCCUCUGCUGAAGCUGAUCCGCAACCCCGCAGACGGUGUUGUGGAUGGCAAAGGUUUCUUGGAAGCACGGAGGGCGUGCUGCGGGACGGGGACGAUCGAGACGUCGCUGCUGUGCAAUGCAGCGUCCCCGGGAACAUGCGGCAACGCCACGGGGUACGUGUUCUGGGACAGCUUCCAUCCCUCGGAGGCGGCGAACAGCGUGUUGGCCGACGCCCUUAUCAUCCAAGGCAUCGAUCUCAUCUUCUAAUCUACUACUGUGUAAUCUGGCUAUCUAUCUUUGCUUUCACAUCAUGAUCAUAAAUUUCUCUUCGGAAGUGA
This is a messenger RNA of Musa acuminata AAA Group (dessert banana), 1421 nucleotides long. Its product is annotated as GDSL esterase/lipase At5g03810-like. The transcript has 5 exons. NCBI's taxonomy places the organism in Eukaryota, Viridiplantae, Streptophyta, Magnoliopsida, Zingiberales, Musaceae. Bases 151 to 1350 code for a protein of 399 amino acids. The record is from RefSeq and is a predicted model, not a curated record. Gene Ontology annotation, molecular function: hydrolase activity, acting on ester bonds.